Nannospalax galili (Upper Galilee mountains blind mole rat) is the source of this 3075-nucleotide messenger RNA. RefSeq names its product zinc finger protein 3 (gene Znf3). The transcript is spliced from 5 exons. Gene Ontology annotation, molecular function: DNA-binding transcription repressor activity, RNA polymerase II-specific. Lineage: Eukaryota; Metazoa; Chordata; Mammalia; Rodentia; Spalacidae. The coding region runs from base 475 to 1812 and encodes 445 amino acids. The record is from RefSeq and is a predicted model, not a curated record. Gene Ontology annotation, biological process: negative regulation of transcription by RNA polymerase II.
CGGCUGGACCCAUUAAACCCGUGCCCAGAGGGCCCCCGCACUCCUUUCGAGAACAUGAGCCCUGAAUUCCCAGGGCCUCCAGCUUCCUCCACUGGGCUUCGUCCCUUCACCACCCGGCCGGCAGGUGGCCCGAUCGGGAGCAUCUACCCGCGCUGGUCGCUAAAGUCUGCAAACCAUCGAGAGGUGAAGACCUCCCAUUUUCCUAGAGAGAGCAAGUGGGCGUCAGGACUCCCGGGGGUGGUAGUGGGUGGUGAGAAAGGACAACCCGGAAACGAAAUGGGGGAGGGGAACUUCCGUUCUUUGUUCUGUCCCCGGUGUUUGAGUCCGUGACAGGCUCCAACUGUGCCUGAGUCCGUGUCUGGCCCCCUAAACCUCCCGUCCCUAUCCCCAGGUGCUGCUUCAUUCUCAUUCAGUGCCUGCUUCCUGCUGAGUCUGCAAAUAGGAGACUGGAGCCUAGAACAUCUAGCCCUCCCCAUGGAAACUCAGGCUGACCAUGCAUCUCAGCAACCUCAGGCUCUGCUGGAGAGUGGUCUCCCUUCUUCAAAAGUCCCUUCCUUCCCUGACAAGGACAGCCUGGGGGAUGAGGUGUUGGCUGCUGCACUCCUAAAGGCCAAGUCCCAGGAGUUGGUGACUUUUGAGGAUGUAGCUGUGUACUUUAUUCGAAAAGAGUGGAAGCGUUUGGAGCCUGCGCAGAGGGACCUGUACAGGGAUGUGAUGCUGGAGAAUUACGGAAAUGUGUUCUCUCUGGAUGGUGAAUCUAAAACUGAAAAUGAUCAAGUAAUUUCUGAAGAUACAGGAUCAUGUAAGAAGAUAUUGGGACGAUUCUCAAAGGGUAUUUCUCAGGGUCUUAAGUUAGAAGAAGCCUAUGAACAGGAAGUCAGCCUGAAGAGGCAGUUAGGGAACUCCUCUGGAGAAAGACUGAAUAGGAAAAUAAAAGAUUUUGGCCAAGUGACGGUUGAGAAAUUUGCCCACAUGGGAGAAAGAAAUGAGAAAUAUAAUGAGUUUGGGAACAGCUUCACUAUGAAUUCCAACCUUAUUUCCCAUCAGAGGCUUCCCGUGGGAGACAGACCCCAUAAGUGUGAUGAAUGUAGCAAGAGUUUUAAUCGAACUUCAGACCUUAUUCAACAUCAGAGAAUCCACACUGGGGAAAAACCAUAUGAAUGUAGUGAAUGUGGAAAAGCCUUCAGCCAGAGCUCACAUCUUAUUCAACACCAGAGAAUCCACACUGGUGAGAAACCUUAUGAAUGUAAUGAUUGUGGGAAGACCUUCAGUUGUAGUUCUGCUCUCAUUCUACACCGGAGGAUCCACACUGGCGAGAAACCUUACGAAUGUAACGAAUGUGGAAAAACCUUCAGCUGGAGUUCCACCCUUACUCACCAUCAGAGAAUCCACACUGGCGAGAAACCUUAUGCUUGCAAUGAAUGUGGGAAGGCCUUCAGUAGAAGUUCCACCCUAAUUCAUCAUCAGAGAAUCCACACUGGAGAAAAACCUUAUGAAUGUAACGAGUGUGGGAAAGCCUUCAGCCAGAGCUCACACCUCUAUCAACACCAGAGAAUCCACACUGGAGAGAAGCCAUACGAAUGUAUGGAAUGUGGAGGAAAGUUUACCUACAGUUCAGGCCUUAUUCAGCAUCAAAGAAUCCACACAGGGGAGAAUCCCUAUGAAUGUAGUGAGUGUGGGAAAGCCUUCAGGUAUAGCUCAGCUCUUGUUCGCCAUCAGAGGAUUCACACUGGAGAGAAGCCUUUGAAUGUAAUGGGUGUGAACAAGGGCUCUCUCAGAGUUUCUGCUGAAUUAAACAGAGAAUCUACAUGAGAGUCACACCAUUGUCACUUCCCAAGUCCAAAGAGCUCUUGCCUUAUUUUAUAAGUAGGAACAAUCUAGGAUGUGUCCCACCUCAAACCUUCACUCUAGAGAGUUUGGCAGAUUGGGAAAAUCAUUCUAGCAGUGAUCAGCAAUCUGGUGGAUUUCCCAGGAAUGACACCAAUGUUGAAGAUUGUGAGGCAAGUAGUAGAUGAGGCACUGGGAACAGAAGGAAGCUUGGUGACCAGUCACCCGUUCUGGAAGGGGUUUUGCACUAAACCAUUUUUCUGACACCAGAGGAGCCUUUCUUUCCAAGGUGGGAUGGAAGCAAAGUAGGAACAAGAACUCCAAGAAUUCCACUAGCUGGAGUCAGUAUGGUGAGCACAGAAGGCAGUGCAGUGGAAAGGGUCUUCUGGUCCUCUUAGUGUUGAGAAGGAAAAUAGAGGCUGUAGUUCAGCGCCACUGCCCUCAACCCAGCUUUAGGACUGGACAAAGGACCAGGCAUGGUGGCCCAUGCCCUUAAUCCCAGCACUCUGAAGGUAGAGGCAGCCAAACCUCUGUGAGUUCUGGCCAGCCUGGUCUACAUAGUGAGUUCCAAGCUAGCCAGGGCUACAUAGUGAGACCCUGCCCACAAAGAAAGACUGAACAAGGGCUGUUUUGAUUCAUGAUUUCAUGAAUUAAGGAAACUUGGUGCUGAGGGAUUUAUUUUACUGGUAGGGGGACCCCAACAAGGUUUUCUGUAAUGACUAUCCUUUAGGGCUCUUGGAACAGUGCUACCCUGUUUGCAAGAGCAGUCUGGCGAUACUGGAGGCAGACCCACAUCCUCCCUUGUAACAGGACUGACUGGGAGUCCCCUCACAGCAGUAAAUAACCUGAGGUAGCAAAUCAGAAGCCUCUAGGACUGGCCUCUGAUUCUUGUCCUCUCUUCCUCUUCCCAUUCCUGUGAUGAAAAGUAAUUUAGUCUCAACCUUUAGUUACUAAGGAUACUCUCAGGGAGCUCACCCAGCCAGCUUCUCCUGCUUUAUCACCUUUAACAUCUGCCCCCAGCAGCUGGACCUCUGAUUCCACCUCUGACUUCAGCAUCCGAGGAUUAACACAGACAGCAAAGCCUAGAGGAGGAGGGUUGAGGCUCAAAUCUGGCAGCAGAGCUCCCUGGUGGGUUAGGGUGGUAUUCCCUGAGUGUUCCCAACUCAAGGCUUUCCGUUGUGUUCUCCCAACCCUGCUCAUCCUGUAGUAUAAAUGAAGUGCACUAUUAAACAAAAUCAUUUUUCAGAA